Radiomyces spectabilis is the source of this 1083-nucleotide messenger RNA. Its product is annotated as alkaline-phosphatase-like protein. The record is from RefSeq and is a predicted model, not a curated record. NCBI's taxonomy places the organism in Eukaryota, Fungi, Mucoromycota, Mucoromycetes, Mucorales, Radiomycetaceae. The transcript has 4 exons. Gene Ontology annotation, biological process: nucleoside triphosphate metabolic process. Bases 1 to 1083 code for a protein of 360 amino acids. Gene Ontology annotation, molecular function: nucleoside triphosphate diphosphatase activity; ribonucleoside triphosphate phosphatase activity.
AUGAAUCCGUCGUUUCCCUCUAUCACGUUUCCGAACCAUUGGACCUUAGUGACCGGACUGUAUCCAGAGGCGCACGGUAUCGUUGCCAACGAGUUUUAUGACCCAGAGUUGAAGGAACAGUUCAUUCAUAAAAAGCCAGCAAUCAGUCAGCAACCGAAAUGGUGGGGCGGUGAACCUAUUUGGACAACUGCCGCAUCACAAGGAAAAAAGUCUGCUGUGAUUAUGUGGCCAGGUUCAGCGGUGCCAAGCCAUUUGCCGACAUAUCUCGUCGAUUAUAUCCGAGGAACAACGGCCAUAGACAAAAUGGAUACCACGUUGAAUUGGUUGGAUUUACCAAUAGAAAGCCGUCCUCAAAUGAUUGCUGUAUAUAUACCGCAGAUCGAUCAGAAAGGUCAUGGUGGAGGUCCCGACGGUCCACAGAUGAAUCGUAAUCUGACCCAAGUGGAUGAGGCGAUCAGUCAUCUUAUGGACGGUUUGAAAAAGCGGAACUUGGACGCGUUAGUGGAUAUUGUCAUUGUAAGCGACCAUGGUAUGGCGCCAACCGAUAAAUCAAGGCUUAUUUUCUAUGACGAUAUCUUAUCUACUGAAUCGUUACGUUAUCUACGGGAGCGAGAAGCUUGGCCGAUGCUCAACUUGCGCCCAGUGGAGAACGCGCCCUCACAUAUUGUGGAUCAAGUGUAUGAGGAGCUUCACAGUUAUACCCAACAAGUGCCUGAGGCCCAUUUUCGAGUAUACCGCCGUGAGGACGUUCCAGCACGGUUUCAUUACAGCAGCACAUUGCGGAUUGCUCCGAUUGUCACUAUUCCCGACGUCGGGUAUUCAUUCACCACGCAUGACGAAUUUGAUCCUGAUACUGCUCCGUGUUACCGACCGCGUGGCAUUCAUGGCUACGACAACAUGGCCCCCGAAAUGCGUGCUAUCUUCAUGGCCAAAGGUCCGAAUGUGAUGCGUGAUUAUGCGCCCGGCACGGUUCUGGCACCGUUCUUCAAUAUCGAGGUGUACGGCUUUCUAACCCGUCUUUUGGCGCUGGAUGCCGCACCUAACAACGGCACAUUACAUGGGCAAUUUAUUUCUGUAAAAUAA